Messenger RNA from Plenodomus lingam JN3, 1134 nucleotides. RefSeq lists its product as uncharacterized. NCBI's taxonomy places the organism in Eukaryota, Fungi, Ascomycota, Dothideomycetes, Pleosporales, Leptosphaeriaceae. Gene Ontology annotation, molecular function: methyltransferase activity; sequence-specific DNA binding; zinc ion binding. Gene Ontology annotation, biological process: regulation of DNA-templated transcription; DNA repair. The record is from RefSeq and is a predicted model, not a curated record.
AUGGCUUUUGCCACAGAGGCCACUCGCUGGCGAGCGCUAGUUACCCGCGAUGCCACUGCAAAUGGCCAAUUUGUCUAUUCGGUCAAAUCUACCAACAUCUAUUGUCGACCGGCGUGUCCAGGGCGCCUGGCUCGUCGAGCAAAUGUUGGGUUUUAUGAAACGCCAUUAGAUGCAGAAGCUGCGGGUUUCAGAGCAUGCAAAAGGUGCAAGCCCAACACCGUCAUUGAGGAUCCACAGGAGCGUGCAGUAGAGAAAGCAUGCUCGCUCAUCAAGGAAGCGUUGAUGGAAGACGAUUCCAAGAUAUUCCGGCUACAGGACUUAGCAACUAAGGUGGGCCUCACUCCACGCUACUUCCACAAGAUCUUCAAAGACAAGACUGGUUUCACGCCCAAAGAAUACGCAACAUACAAACAAUCUCGCCGCAGCAGCUCUAGUACAACCCCGGUAUUGCCGACACCGAUAGAGAGCAGCAUGCCAGUGUGUGGCUCCAGCAUAUUUGAAUUCGAUGAUAUGAUAGAUUAUGGAGUCGACUCAGACGGAGAAACGACACAUGCAUGUUUUGCAGGGCAGUCAAAUCCUGCCCUAGAGACAGGUGCUGAGAGCUAUGUGAACGAUGCCGACCAAGCCUGGUUUACAGAAUUUCACAUGAUGAACGACACCUUACCAAUCUGCGCGUCCGUGGGUGAUUGGCAAGUAGAUCCUCUUGCAACACUGCAAAACCCUACCAUGCUCUACGACCACAAGUCGACAGCAACUGUGUCCACCUUUGAAAUGGACGCAGCUGCUCUGCUCAAUUGCGAUAACAUCUCAAGAAUUAUCCCAAUGCGGAGCUAUUUCGAUAUCACAGUCCAUCGUGUCUAUCUUUCAAAGGGCCGCGCCUUCUCGGAGAACGCUUUCGCCCGUAUUGUGAAUGCGCGAAGGUUGCGCGAGCUGGCAGGUUUACAUAACGAUCCUGUGAUGUUCAUUGUUAGCCGAAGCCCCAAAAAGACACCCAUACCUUUUCCGGCUCUUCCUAAAGAUGUAAUGGUCGAUGUAAUUGUCAUCUUUGAGCAUGUGCGCAGUGAAAUCCUGCCUGAAGAAAAGCUUGUUUUCGGAAGAAGGAGGCUGCGAAUCCCGAAGAUCAACCGCAACUAG